AGUACAAUUGUAAUGAUGGCUUUACUGUUUGUAAAUUAAUUAUAAAUAUAACCUCUUUGGCUUUGGCUCUGCAAAUCGUAGUGAAGGAGGCGGGAUUAGGCGUCUCUGCCUGGGAGGCGGUACUCAGGGCAGCAUUUCCCAGCAUGCACCGCGAACGAACACGGUUAGCAAACAUGACAUCAAGCUAGCGAGGUAAAUGUCAACCGAGGAGAAAAACAACAGUUGUAUGAGAAGAUUUUGACGUAGAGCAGGGCGACAUGCUGUGACUGCUCGGUGUCCUCCAGCAGCAACAAUGUUGCCCUCAACCAGCCCCGCGCUCCGGGCUGCUGCUACGCUGCUGCCGCGGCCAAAUUGGGCUCGAGGAUGUGUCUGGUGCCCGUGCAGAAACAUUUCUGUGAAACCAGGAGGGUUGAAACCAAAGACGGUUCCACCUCGGUACCUGGGUCAGCCCAGCCCUUAUACUCAUCCACACCUCAUCAAACAUGGUGAGGUGACUCCAGGCUUGAGCCAGACAGAAUACGAGCUCCGCAGACACCGGCUGGCCUCACUUAUUGAGGCCCAUUCAGACAGGCUGGGACCCUCCGCCUCCUCUAGCACCCAUGUGGUCAUCAUGUUGUCCCAUCCGACCCGCUACAUGACCAAUGACAUCCCUUACCCCUUCCACCAGAACCAGGAUUUUCUCUACCUCAGUGGCAUCCUAGAGCCUGACAGUGCUCUGGUUCUUUAUGGGAAAGGACGACCAGACCAGACCAUCUUGUUUGUCCCCCGCAGAGACCCGGGGAGAGAGCUGUGGGACGGGCCUCGUUCGGGGAAGGAUGGGGCGGCUGCUUUGACCGGCAUAGAGAGAGUUCAUUGCACAGAAGAACUAGGUGUUGUGCUCAAGAGCCUUAAAGGCACGGUGCUGUGGUACGACAGUUCCCAGCCCGCCCACCCCCGGCUCCACCAGACUCAUGUGGGUCCCGUGCUGGAGGCGGGGUCGAUGCCGCACUCUCUCAGGCCCCUCGUACACUCUCUUAGGGCCAUCAAGAGCGCAGCAGAGGUAGCGCUCAUGCAAGAAGCAGGACACAUCACAGCACAGGCUUUUAGAAGAACGAUGGCUCUGUCUCAAGGAGACGUGGAUGAAGCUGUGCUCUUUGCUAAGUUUGAUUUUGAGAAUCGGAUCCAUGGCGCCAACUUCCUGGCUUAUCCCCCUGUUGUUGCUGGUGGGAAUCGAGCCAAUACUCUGCACUACAUAAACAACAACCAGAUUAUCAAGGAUGGUGAAAUGGUGCUGCUAGAUGGUGGUUGUGAAUACUUUGGUUACGUCAGUGAUGUCACUCGAACGUGGCCAGUUAAUGGAAAGUUCAGUCCUGCCCAGGCAGAGCUGUACGAGGCCGUCCUGGAGGUCCAGCGCUCCUGUUUGUCUCUGUGCUCAGCGGGCGUCAGCCUGGAUCACAUCUACAGCACCAUGCUGGCUCUGUUGGGACGACAACUCAGGAGGCUAGGCAUCGUCAAGGCCAGCACCAGCGACGCUGAUGUAUUAAAGGCUGCACGACGUUACUGUCCCCACCACGUUGGCCAUUACCUGGGCAUGGACGUCCACGACACUCCUGAGCUGUCCCGCUCACAACCUCUACAGCCAGGAAUGGCCAUCACUAUCGAACCAGGGCUGUACAUCUGUGAGGACAAUGACCAGGUGCCAAAGCGUUUUCGUGGCCUGGGGGUCAGGAUUGAGGAUGAUGUGGUGAUCCAAGACGAGGGAGGCCCUCUGAUUCUGUCCUCUGGCACACCCAAGACCAUCCCUGAUGUAGAGAAGGCCUGUGCCCAGAGAUAGGACAGGGAGAGACAGACAAGUGACCAAGUGAGCCACGGCAUUCAUGGCAGGCAGUGUGUUGCCCUUUUUCAACCGUCUUCACGGUGAUGACAUCAUCAAGCUCAGGGCCCAGGUACAUGAAAGGUGGGGGCACAAAGCAACUUGCAGCAAGGCCUCAAAAAUGUAGAAAUCUGGUGUGGAAGAUCGUUCAUUUUUUUUGUCUACGUAGAAGUUUAAAGAAACCAGGUUCACGUUUGUGAAUGAUUAUGAAGAGCUCAUCAACAGUAAAGCGUGGAUUUAGUUGUGUGUUAGGCUGCAUUCACACCAAAUCCGGCGUUGGUUAGUGCGGCAGAUUGGGAGCGCUUAAAUGACCAAUUUGUGUCUCCAUUGUGUUCACCAUGGUGCUAGCUUUUAGCCAUGCUGCUAGUAUUCCAGGUCCUACAAGUGUUGCUCCUUCCGUACCGACGGAUUUAAAAAAACACAUUGACUUUCAAUGGCUAACCAGAAUGCAAGGCUUAUUACCGAGGGUUUUAAACUGGUGCACAAGGCCGAACUGAGUGAUUACACAUGAAACAUACCAUUACACUCUUUUGUGUUUUUACUGAACGCUAGUUAUGUAAUUUGCCACUUUAGAGUGACGGCAGAUUGCGUUGGCCCAAGUUGACCCUGUUUAUACUUUUCGCCAGAGGGUCUUUUGGUUUUUCUGACAUCCACUGAAGUCUCCACCACUGCAGCCUUAACGCAUUACCCACAUUUAAAUAAAUGGGAGAACUGCUGUUUCCGCCACAAUGCCUAAAAUGGUGUGAAUGCAACCUUAUAGUGAGAACACACCGGGCAAGUAAGUGUUGCGUAUAGCCGUGUAGCGCAACAAUUUUGUUGUUGUUAUCCAAACUGUCCGUUCAUACCAGGCGCGGAGAGGCCGUGACGGCCCACACGCUGCAGUGAUCAUUUCGAGGCCGACGGAUGGACACACACACACACACACACACACACACACACACACACACACACACACACACACACACACACACACACACACACACACACACACACACACACACACACACACACACACUACUACUACAAAUACCACCGUUGACACCACUCAUUGUGUCUUUUUCUAUGCGAGUGAGAGGCUUUGUGACAUCCGGUAUGAAUGGCCAGGUGUGCGAUCAGGCACGUGUGCUUUGCGCGCUGUACACGACCCUUACGCGCCCGGUGUAUUUGCACUGUUAUAGGGAUUAUGGUAUUUCGCCUCAAAAAGGUAAUUAAACAUCAGGGCUACAGCAAAACCACAUGGAGACGAAUCUUGAUAACGUAUAAUACAUUCAUCUAGUGUUAUGAUGGUGCUAUCAGCUGGUGAAGUCUGACGCUGAGCUAUAAAUUAAAACCUAAGAACAACAGUUAACCUCCUGCAUCAAGUAUAUAUUCAGUCGAAGAACCAGUGUUUAAAUCCAACAACCAUGGAAGUGUUUUCAUUCUUAAAAUCGAUUUGCUCAUUGUGGUUUUUUUUCCAGAAUUGCCACCCUCAUGGCACACCAGGAUAUAAUUGUUAGUUUGUUCUCUCAUUCAAAAAAAAAUGUGUGUAAGCCUUCAUAAACACACUUAAUUUGUCUCUUGCACAAAAAAAGCAUAAUUAUUUUCCAGCUCAUGCUGCAGUACUAAACACCAUUGAAUUUACUCACUGAACUGCAGGAAUGACCACAUCAUGUCAAAUCAACAGACCACCAUGUGCACCAUGCACACCAGUGAUGAAUAAAGAUUCAACAGUCUUGAACAGCUGCUCCUGACAAACCUGGAAUGAUAUUGAUUACAGCCAUACAUUCAAAUGGCUUAAAAAGUGUUCACUGAAAAAAGUUUGUGUGUGCUGUGAUCUAUUUAAAAAAAAAAAAAAAAAAAGUGUUUAUAUGUAUUAAAAAGAUCUCUCAUUUUAUACGUAAAUAUACACUUUUAACUUCAUUUUUUGCUUUGCUGACUAAAAAGGGAAAUGGAAUCAUGUUAAAGAAAUUAGGCUAGUAGUUGGAGUCCAAUUUGAUUUGACCUUUAUCGCAGUCAAAAAACGAGUGGGUGGCCUACAGUAACCUUGGACUGAACUCUGGAACUUACCCCAAACAAUGCCAUUUAGUUUGUGGUGCUCAAGGUCCCGUAAGGAGUUUGGAAAAAUUAAACAAUAGAAUGACACUGUAACCCACAAUAUUUCACAGACAUGGUUGUGAUUUGUCAUUAUUGAGAAUUUUGCCUACUCCACACAGAUGCAAAAAAUGUUCAAAGUCUAUACAAUGUUGAAUUCUAACACCACAGCCAUUGAAAAUGCUUGUUUCUGAUUUACUGCCACAAUCGGUACGUUAUUUUUGUUUUCCUUGAGUGUCAUGGCUCUCACCACGGCUGGAUUAACCUGCUAGCAGGACUGCUGUUCCUCCAUUUCUGUGCACUACAUACACAACAUGGCAUCUUAUUUAUCUUUUGUCCAGAGACCAACCAGUACUUUUUUGUUGGCCCCAGGUUUGCUGUGUGACAAUUUUGUAGUAAUUUAAAUGCAUGGAAUUCAGGAAUAUGCACAAGUUGAUAUUGUGCCUUAGUGGUGCAUAUUCCCAGCACGUUCCCAAUUAUGUAUCACAAAUCGAUGGAGUCAAAGGAAACGUGGCUCUUGCAACCCCUGGGUGUUUGAAGCCUUGUGGCAGUUUUCUGUUUUGGUAAUCCAGUCUAGCCUCCCCCCCCCCCCAAUAAAACUGUGUGCCGCCAUUUCCAGCAAAC
Etheostoma spectabile (orangethroat darter) is the source of this 4546-nucleotide messenger RNA. RefSeq names its product X-prolyl aminopeptidase 3, mitochondrial (gene xpnpep3). The record is from RefSeq and is a predicted model, not a curated record. Gene Ontology annotation, molecular function: metalloaminopeptidase activity; manganese ion binding. Gene Ontology annotation, cellular component: mitochondrion. The coding region runs from base 293 to 1813 and encodes 506 amino acids. Gene Ontology annotation, biological process: proteolysis. The transcript is spliced from 12 exons. NCBI's taxonomy places the organism in Eukaryota, Metazoa, Chordata, Actinopteri, Perciformes, Percidae.